Molecule: messenger RNA, 1737 nt
Organism: Beauveria bassiana ARSEF 2860
Lineage: Eukaryota; Fungi; Ascomycota; Sordariomycetes; Hypocreales; Cordycipitaceae
Product: actin filament organization protein
Exons: 5
Coding region: 1-1737 (578 amino acids)
Cellular component (GO): actin cortical patch
Molecular function (GO): phosphatidate phosphatase activity
Source: RefSeq, a predicted model, not a curated record
AUGGGGCUGCUGGCUGCCCACGAAGUCUCAUAUACACGUGUCGACCCAGCUACUGUUAUUCUACUACUUUUUCGCAUCGCUGGCAUCGCAAUCGAACCCGCUCAGGAGCAGGACAACAGAAGCUCUGGGACAUUUCUGCACCGGUGCAUCGAAAUCAUGAAGCUCGACGCCACGCUAGCCAUCUUGGCAGCGGUUGGGAUCGGCAGGGCAGCCCCGACUCCCACGCCAGCACCAACGCCAAGCCGGCUCGUCUCUGUAGGCCGCGAUGCUGCUGCCGCUGCUCCCGAACCAACGCCCGUGCCCGCUUUGCAGCCGCAGGCCCGCGGUCUCGGUGAUGAUCUGUCCACCUACGUCAAAAGUCUGGGCAGCGAGAUUGAUAGCAAGAUCUCUUCGUUUGUCGACUCGGGCUUACUCAACUUUCCGCACGGCUUCCCAACAGGCACCGCCGUGGAGAGCUCUCUAGGCAUCACUGCUGGCGCGCUGGACGCGCAGCCUACACGAGUGCUCAAUCUACCAGCCUACGCCAACUGGACCAACGACGGCUGGAGCGUGCGCGUCCACGGCAACGUCUACAAAGUGCCCGACGUGGCCCAGGAAAAGAUUGAUAAGCUCGCUGAUGCGUUUCUGAUUGGCACAAGCGUCAAGGAACUCGGCGAUGACGGAAAGAAGCAAGCACGCAAUCUGACGCGAGAGAUCUUUGUUGUGCAGCAGGGCCACGAAAAUGUGACUGUUGAAUUUGCCGUCCGCAGCAGCAACUCAUCUUCUCCCCGUGGAGGCGCCUAUGUCAAUGCCAAAGGCGGCGGACAAGAGAUUAAGCUACCUUUCGAAACAACGACCGAGGGCGAUUUCGACGUGUUUGUUGCGCUUCGAAACGAAUCGAGCAAAGCCAACAAUACAAACGCCUAUCUUCUGCCGGGCAAUGCGACGACGAAAAUACAGGCCCUCGACAUGCAUGUCAAGGGCACCGAUACGGGCAACGCGACAGCCUACCUCGUCCCUCCACGCGGCGUGACCGUGGUCUCGGAUAUUGAUGACAUUCUGCGCGUAACUAAAAUCUACAAGCCCAAGGAAGGGCUCCUCAACUCGUUUGCGCGGCCGUUUACCGCGUGGGAGGGUAUGCCCGUCAUCUACAGCAACUGGUCCUCGUCGGCCAUCUCUUCGCUACAUUUUCACUACCUCACGACGACGCCUGAGCAGGGGACGCGGCCAUAUAUGGAUUUUAUUUUUAGGACGUACCCCGCGGGCUCGUUUGAUACGCGGCCGCUGAACUUUACCAAUGUUAAAGAGACGCUCCAGAUUCGCCGCUACCUUCUCGACAGGCUUUUCCAGACCUUUCCGAAUCGCACGUUUGUGCUCGUCGCCGACACGAGCAACGCCGAUGUGAUGAAGGCGUAUCCGGCCAUGUACAAGGACUACCCUGGGCAAGUGAGCUGCAUCCUUCUGCGUAACACCUCGGCCACGGACGCCGAUGACAAAUUGCCGUACGAUACCAAGGGGUUCAAGGACAUUCCGCAGGAAAACUACAUGUUUUUCAAAGUCCCAAGUGACUUGACAGGCUUGGAUAUCGAAAAUGGACACUGCUUGAACAGCUCCGUCGCCCAGAAUGUCACUUUUGGCGAGCAGGGACUGCCUCUGGGCUUCGGCAAGAAGAAGAGCGACGCAGUUAGCGGCAUGGUGUCACCCGGCUACGCACUUUCGGCCGUGAUUUUUGUCGCCACCCUGAUGCUUUUUUUGUAA